Messenger RNA from Protopterus annectens (West African lungfish), 1308 nucleotides. RefSeq names its product vomeronasal type-2 receptor 26-like. Lineage: Eukaryota; Metazoa; Chordata; Ceratodontiformes; Protopteridae. The transcript has 2 exons. The record is from RefSeq and is a predicted model, not a curated record. Gene Ontology annotation, molecular function: G protein-coupled receptor activity. Gene Ontology annotation, biological process: G protein-coupled receptor signaling pathway. The coding region runs from base 61 to 1023 and encodes 320 amino acids. Gene Ontology annotation, cellular component: membrane.
CCUACUUCUGCUUGCAGUGAGAGCUGCUAUCUAGGAUAUCGCAAAGCUCCAAUUCAGGGAAUGCCGAUCUGCUGCUAUGAAUGUGUGCCAUGUUCUGAAGGAGAAAUUGCAAACCAAACUGAUUCUGCAGCCUGUAUGAAGUGUCCAGACGAUUCCUGGCCAGAUGAAAUGAAGGUGAUGUGCAGUCUGAAGGUUGUGGAAUAUUUAUCCUUUGAAGAACUACUUGGAGCAGCACUGACUAGUCUCACUGUAUUUCUCUCCAUCAUCCCUGCAUUUAUACUAUGGACUUUUGUUAAAUGCAGAGACACUCCAAUAGUAAAGGCAAACAACCGCAGUCUCAGCUAUUUACUACUUUUAUGUCUUGUUCUUUGUUUUCUCUGCUCUUUAAUGUUUAUUGGAAAACCAAACAUCACAAUGUGCAAGCUACGACAAUCUGCAUUUGGUGUUAUAUUUGCUGUCUGCCUCUCUACUAUCCUGGCAAAAACAAUCACUGUAGUCAUGGCAUUCGGUUCAACAAGGUCAGUAGCUUUCCAACAGCAGUGUCUGGGAAACAGGACACCAAGUUUCAUUGGCUGUUUCUGUGUUCUUCUACAGGUGAUCAUAUGCAUUGUUUGGUUUGCUUAUAUAUCACCAUUCCCAGAAAAAAACAUUAAGUCAUACAGAAACAAAAUAAUCCUAGAAUGCAAUGAAGGCUCUGUUGCCAUGUUCUACUUCAUGCUUGGAUACCUUGGAUGUUUGGCUACUGUAUGUUUUGUAGUUGCUUUUUUAGUAAGAAAAUUACCGGACAGAUAUAAUGAGGCUAAAUUCAUCACAUUUAGCAUGUUGAUAUUUGUCAGUGUUUGGCUGUCAUUCAUACCAGCAUAUCUGAGCACCAAAGGAAAGUAUGUUGUUACUGUGGAAAUAUUUGCAAUAUUGUCCUCAGGAUUUGGAUUAUUGAGCUGUAUUUUCUUUCCAAAGUGCUAUAUUAUUUUAUUGAGGCCAGAUCAAAACAUUAAAGAAUCUAUAGCUUGGAGAACACAUUAGAUAUGUUUGCCUGAGAAGUUAUUAAGGCUAUAAUAUUUGCUUUGAGAUGCAGGACCCUAAGUUGCAAUGGAAUGAUCAUUAUAUGUAUUUUAUUACUAGUCAUUCCUGUAGCAUAAAUCUCAUGUUAAGCUUGUGUAGCUGCAAUUAAUUAGAAUUUUAUGACAUAGGGCUGAGAACAGAGUCAGUUUGCUCAAAUCUUUUGAAGAACAAAUUAAUGUAUUUUCUUUUUCUGUUUAACUAUCAGAUGUGCAGCUUGUAUUAACAAAAAAUGUGUAAUUAGAGAUA